AGUGUCUUUGCCCCAGGCGGAAUUGCACCGCCCUUAUCAGGGGCAGGGCUGAGUAAUCCACUCGGGUUUGCUUUCAGGAGCUUUUGUUCCCUGAGCACUUUCCGUAGAGUUCCGGAGGACGGGAAUACAAAUGGCGGCCUCCUGGUCUCCGGCCCAGAGGAGCCGAGAGCCCAGGGCCCCACUCCUCAGUGCGCCCUCAGAGAACAGCGCCCAGUUACUCCCAUCUGCCUGACCUCCGGCCGCGCUCCGAGCUCACCGAGCCUGCGACCGGUUCAAGGCCACAUCUGCCAAGAUGGUACUGUAGCCAUUCCAUGCCCAGCUGGGAGCUUCAAACGCAAGAAGGAGACAUCCCACUCCAACACCAGCUUCUCCUCAGAAGUUCUCAGCCAGUGUCUGCAGUGCCCAGCAGGAUACUUCUGUCCUACCGGAGCCACCCACCCCAUCCCGUGCCAGCCAGGCACAUUUAGCCCGAAUCCAGGCCAGGAUGAAGCCACAGACUGCAUUCCAUGCCCAGCAGGCAGGGCUUGUACCCAGGCUGGACUGACUCAGCCAGAUGCGACCUGCACACCAGGGUAUGUGUGCCCUGUGGGCUCCUUGAGCCCCCAUGCUCCCACCCACGCCUGCCCACCUGGGACAUUCAGCAGCCGCAACAACCUCUCUGACCUGUUACAGUGUGAGAUCUGCCCUUCAGGACUAGCUUGUCCAAGGGGAACUGGGAGUCCAUACUGGCCCCCCAUCCCCUGCCCAGUUGGCCAUUAUUGUCCUCUGGGCACCAAAGAGCCGACCCAGUUCCAGUGUCCCCCAGGCACCUGGAGUAGCCAGACCGGAUUGACAGCUGUUGAGGAGUGUGCGCCCUGUCCCCGGGGCUGGUUCUGUAGCGGUGGUGCCCAGCUGCCCUCGGGGACAUGCAAAGCUGGGCAUUACUGCCCGCAAGGUACAAUGUGGGGCACUCAGUUCCCUUGCCCAGCAGGCACCUACAGCUCUCAAGCAGGCAAUGGCCAGGUGGAAGACUGUCUCCUCUGUCCCCCAGGGGCCUUCUGCCCCAGUGGUGCCCCCAAGCCCAUGCUCUGCCCACGGGGAACCUCGCGCCAGAGUCCAGGUGCAAGGCUGGCUGUGGCCUGUGUCCUAUGCCCUAUAGGUCACCACUGCCCUGAACCAGGCACUGCCACUCCACUGCCAUGUAGUGCUGGCAGCUUCUCUGGUCCAGGCCACCUCUGGUGCCAGGAGUGUCCAGAAGGAAAGCUCUGCAACCAGACAAAGCUGGCUAGUCCCACAGCAUGUCCACCUGGGCACUAUUGCCCAGCUGGGGGCCUGCUGUCCAUCCCCUGUCCCAUGGGCACUUUCCGAGAGGCCCCAGGGGCGGCCCGUGUGGAAGACUGCCAGCUGUGCCACCCUGGGACCUUCUGCGGUCGAACAGGCCUGGCCAAGCCCCAGGGGCUGUGCAGUCCUGGGCAUCACUGUGGGCCUGGUUCCAACACCUCCUCUCCGGAGGGCCUCCCGUUUGGUGAUCUCUGCCCUGCUGGCCAUUUCUGCCCCCCUGGCACCAAGGAUGCCAGGCAGAGGCCCUGCCCAAUUGGCACUUGGAAUGUAGAGAGAGGGGCACAGGACCUGAGCUGGUGUCUUCCCUGCCCACCUGGACUCUUCUGUGCUGCAGCAGGCCAGGCUGCCCCCACGGGCCCAUGUGCACCAGGAUAUUACUGCCCAGGAGGGGCAUGGACGCCGAGACCUCUCAGUGGCCCAUGGGGAGACCUUGGUCCUGUGGGCCACAUCUGCCCUGAAGGCUCGCUGGAGGCUUCACGUCAGCCAGAUGGGCAGCACAACAAUAGAUCAGGAGAUGAAGUCACCCACCAGGAGAGAUGCAUCCAUGCCAUGGCAGGGGGGCCCUGUCCUCCAGGCCACUUCUGUCCACUGGGCACAGGGGUGCCCCUGCCCUGUCCUGUGGGUACCUUCUCAGAUCGGAUGCUUCUCUCCAUGGCGUCAGAGUGCCUGUCCUGCCCCCCUGGCCAUUUCUGUGGUGCAUCUGGACUCACUGCUCCCUCUGGACCCUGUUCCCCUGGCUACUUCUGUCUGGAAAGAGCCUCCUCCCCAAUCCCAGCAGGUCAUUCACAUCAGGGGGGGCCCUGUCCCCGAGGCCACUUCUGCCCCAGUGGAACCAGCCACCCUCAGCCUUGUCCUCCUGGCUCCUAUAGCAACCUAACCGGCCAAGCCUCCUGCUUCCCCUGCCCUGCCGGCUACUACUGCCCUGAGAACAUCACCACCUACAGCGGGCACCCCUGCCCCGCCGGCUUCUACUGCCCCAGAGGCACCAAAUACGCCACACAGUACCCCUGCCCUCGGGGCUACUACAACCCAGACCCACUGACCCAGAGCCUGGACAGCUGCCUGCCUUGUCCCCCAGGCCACUACUGUGGGCAAGAGAAUCUGACCCAGGCCUCUGGGCCCUGUGAUGCAGGCUGGUUCUGCGUGUCAGCAGCCUGGACCUCCCGCCCCUUCGACUUAGACAACUACACCAGCACCAAUUGCCUGUGCCCAGCCACGGCUACAGGGGGGAAGUGCCCAUCUGGAUCCUUCUGCCCCGAGGGUACCCCAGAACCCAUACCCUGCCUACCGGGCUCUUUCUGCGCCACCUCUGGAUUGUCCACUCCCAGCGGGCCCUGUCAGGCUGGCUACUUCUGUGCUGAAGGAGCAGUGUCCCCAGCUCCAGAGGACGGGCUGACAGGGGCCCCCUGCCCCCCAGGAACCUUCUGCCCCGCAGCAUCACAUAGGCCAACACCAUGUCCUGUGGGCACCUUCUCCAGCCUUCCAGAGCAGACCAUGCCCUCUGCGUGCCAGGUCUGCCCACGAAGCUUCUACUGCAAGGAGGCUGGUCUCCAGGCCCCCAGCGGGCAGUGCCCAGCAGGUUAUUACUGCGACUCGAGUGCUGGGCCCAUCCAAGACUUCCACCUAUAUCCUUGUCCUCAAGGCUAUUUCUGUCCACUGGGCACAGCCGUGGCCACACUCCACAGGUGCCCAGUGGGUACUUAUGGAUCUCGGAGGGGACUAAGGAGCAUCACUGAAUGCCAGCUGUGUCCUGCUGGGAAAUUCUGUGCACUGGCAGGGCUCAUGGCACCAACAGGAGACUGUGCUGCAGGACACUGGUGUAAGGGAGGAGCCACCAGCAAGGACCCCACUGAUGGGACACAAGGCCUCCUCUGCCCUGCUGGGCACUACUGCCUAGAGGGAGCUCCUGUCCCCACCCAAUGCCCACCUGGUACCUGGUCUGAGGAAGGGAACAGAACCCCAGAAGGAUGUCAAGAUUGCUCUGGAGGAAGACUCUGCUCUGGCGGCCACCUGCCAAUCUGGCUGGCACCCUGCUACCCAGGCAUGUCCUGCACUAGCGGAACUGUCACUACCACCCCCGUGGAGGGGCUCUCUGGGAGAUCCUGUCCCUCUGGGCACUUUUGUCCUCUGGAAAUGGCUGACCCCUCUCUGUGUCCUCCUGGCUCCUAUGCCUCUGGCACCCACACAGCAAAAUGUUACAUCUGUCCCAGCGGCCACUACUGUGUUCCGGGGUUGAGCCCACAGCUGUGUCCGAGAGGUUUCUACUGCCCUGAAGGGACAGGGCUUAACUGGCAGCCCUGCCCCCCAGGCACCUAUGGCCCCGUGCUGGGACUUAGUAGCCUGCCAGGAUGUCAAGCCUGUGACGGAGGUAGGUUCUGCCCCAGCGCCAAUGCUACAGAAGCCGGCGGACAGUGCUGGGAAGGUUUCUUCUGCUCCAGAGGGUCCACCCGGCCCAAUCCAGAGGCCGGCACUGAAGAGGAGGCUGGCCCAUGUCCUCAAGGACACUACUGUCCCAGGGGUUCAGCCGUGCCCCAGCCCUGUCCACCUGGCACCUUCAGCAUACACACCAAGCUCAGCUCAGAGGCUGCCUGCUCCCCGUGCCCUCCUGGCCACUACUGCGGCUCAGCGGGUCUCACCAGCCCUUCUGGGCCCUGCAGCACAGGCUUCUUCUGCCGCCAUGGGGCCCUCAUGCCCAACGGCUCCCUAGGAGAAGAGACCAGUGGCCCUUGCCCUGCAGGGCACUUUUGUCCCCCAGGCACUGUUACCCCCAGGCCCUGCCCAGCCGGUACCUACAACAGGCUGGCCGCCCAGGGCCACUGUGAGUCUUGUCCUGAGGGUUUCUUCUGCCCGUCAAACACCUCCUCUGUGGUGGGGAAUGAGUGUCCUGCAGGCCAUUACUGCCCAGCCUCCACGUCCUUUGCUUCUCAGUUCCCCUGCCCCCGAGGCACCUACAGGCCACAGAGAGGGGGUGUCCAGCAGUCAGACUGCACUCUCUGUGAUCCAGGCUCCUACUGCCUCCUGCCUGGGCUGGUGGCCAUAUCUGGGCCUUGCAGGGCAGGGUUCCACUGCAUUCAAGCAGCAGCUGUCCCCAACCCCACUGAUGGAAUCACAGGAGACCUCUGUCCUCCAGGCCACUUUUGUCCCAAAGGCAGCCCCAGACCCACUCCAUGCCCUCCAGGCUCUCUCCUGCCCAUCCCUGGGGCCACAUCUCAGGAGGACUGCCAGCCAUGCCCAGGUGGCUGGUUCUGCUCCAGGGCUGGCCUGAGCUUCCCAGAGGCCCCAUGUGAAGGAGGCUGGUUCUGCCCCAGGGCCUCUGUCUCUGGGCACAGUCCAGGGACUCUCUGCCCUGUUGGGCACUCGUGCCCCCCAGGAAGUCUGGAACCCCAGCUCUGCCCCCCAGGGCAGUAUCAGGAUGAACCUGGACAGAGCCUCUGCAAGAUAUGCCCGGCUGGAAAGUUCUGUUCCUUCAGGAUCCAGAGACCAGGUGCCAGGCCUACUUGGCCAGUGAACUGUCCUCCUGGCUACUACUGCCCUUUGGGUACCUGGAGUCCCACCCAGCACCCAUGUCCCAGGGGCACCUUCCGAGAAUGGCCUGGUGCACGCAGUGCUAAGGAUUGUAGGCCUUGUCCUGCAGGACAGUUCUGCUCAGAUUCAGGGUCCGGAAAACCCUUCCCAGAUGGGCUAUGCUCGCCAGGUUAUUAUUGUCCUCCUGGCCAGACUUCAGCCACCCCUACAUCAUUCCGGUGCCCCCGUGGCUUCUACUGUCCAGAGGGAUCUCCACAGCCAAGGGCCUGCGAGAACGGAACAUUCCAGCCCCAGGAGGCCAAGGGCUCUUGUGAGCCAUGCCCUGCAGGAUUCUACUGUGAAGCCUCAGGCACAGGUCCCACGGCUGGUGGACCCAACCUGUGCCUCCAGGGCUACUUCUGUCCCCCCGGCUCCCAUUCAGCCAUGGCCAACCCAUGCCCUCGGGGGACAUUUGGGCCCAGGCAAGGGGCCAGUGCAGAGCUGGACUGUGAGUUGUGCCCAGCAGGGAUGUUCUGCUCAUCAGAAGGGCUGUCCCAGCCAUCAGGGCUCUGCCACGCGGCCUACUACUGCACAGGAGGAGCAGUGUCACCCACACCCCUCAGACACAAGGUGGAGGCCCCAGGAUUCUCUGGGAAUGACAUCUGCCCACCUGGCUUCUUCUGUCCCAGAGGAACAGGCUUCCCAGUGCCAUGCCUGCCUGGGUUUUACUCCUCUGCUCCAGGCCUGGCCAGUGAGGACCAGUGCCUGCCGUGUCCCCCAGGGCACUACUGCAGCCAUCCUGGGCUGUCCCAUGCCAUGGAAGCAGAGCUCUGCGAUGCAGGGUACAUCUGCCUGGGAGGCAGUGCUGUGCCCUCACCUUCUGAUGGAACCCAUGGCUACAGAUGUCCCCCUGGUUUUCACUGUCCCCCAGGGGCUCACAGCGAGCAGCCCUGUGAGCCUGGCACCUUCAGCCCAUUGCCUGGAGCUGACACCUGCCUGCCCUGUCCAGGGGGCACCUACUGCCAAAAGGCUGCUACUGUGAAGCCCACAACCUGCCCCAAAGGUCACUAUUGCCCAGGAGGGACAUCCUCCGCUCUUCCCUGCCCUGAGGGAACCCUGAACCCACGGGAAGGUUCUCUCUCCCCUAGGGCCUGCCAUCCCUGUCCUGCAGGGAGGUAUUGCCCUGGGGAGGGCAACGGGCAGACUGAGGGACCCUGCUCAGCUGGUUACUACUGUGAGGGGGGAGCUGCCAGCCCCACUCCCCAGAGAAAAUCUGCCUUUCCCCUCAAUGGACCUUGCCCACAAGGCCACUACUGCCCCCAGGGGACUCUGUACCCUGUGCCCUGCCCCAUGGGGACAACAAGGAGUAGCCCAGGUGGCACCUCUGAAGAAAGCUGUGGACCGUGCCCAGCUGGAUCCUUCUGCCCUGGCCUGGGCCUAAGCUCUCCUAUCAGUGCCUGUGUGGCUGGCUCCAAAUGCUCCUGGGACCUCAGGACCUCCAGCCCCAUGGCUUUCCUCUGCCCUCAGGGUCACUUCUGCCAACCAGGGUCUGCUUGGCCUGCCCCCUGCCAUCAAGGGGAGUACCAGCCCUCCCUAGGCUCAGACACCUGCCUCUCGUGUCCACCUGGCUUUCACUGUCCUCAUCCCGGCACCAAAAUGCCCAGGCUUUGCCCAGCUCAUGCCUACUGCCCAACCGGAACAUGGUCCCCUCCUCCGUGUCCUCCAGGGACCUUCACAUCCCAAGAUGCGUCAGGCCUCCGGGAAGAGGGUGACUGCUCCAUCUGUCACCCUGGUAGCUACUGCAGAGGUGGACGGGUGUGGGGGAAAUGCCCUGCUGGUUAUUUCUGUCCUGCUGGGACCUCCGAACUGACGACACAAGGUCCCACGGAGUCUCAGCCCUCGUGCCCCCAGGGACAGCUGUGCGCCAAGCAGUGCCCACCAGGCUUUUACUGCCCAGAGGGCAGUGGAGAACCCACCUUAUGCCCACCUCAUACUGUGGCGGCUGCCCCUGGAGCCAAGCAGCAAGACGAUUGUGGGCCUUGCCCUGCUGGGCGCUGGUGCAAAGCCGGAGACCCAACCACUCACCCCUGCCCUGCUGGCCACUACUGCCCUGGAGGGAAUAAGACCAGUCCAGGAACCCCCCAGGCCUGCCCUGAACACACCUAUCUGGCUGCAGAAGGAGGCCAGAGUCUGGCAGAGUGCCUCCCUUGCCCUCCCGGGUACCACUGCCUGUCCCCAGGUCUCUCUUCCUUCAAAAGCCAGCCAUGUCCUCCAGGCUACUGGUGUCCAGGUGAUCAGGGUGCCUUUCUCUGUCCACCUGGCACCUUUCGAACAAAGCCAGGGGCAUCAUCCCAAGAAGACUGUGAGCUCUGUCCCCCUGGCCACUACUGCCCCCAGGCUGAGCUUCAAGAUCAUGCAAAUAUGUUUGUGAUCCCCUGCAGAGCUGGAGCUGAGUGCCCUGCAGGUUCUGUGGCUGAGGUCACAUGCAGGGCUGGCUCCUACUGCGGGCCCCAGACAGGGGUCCCCCCACUUUGCCCUGGGGGCUAUGCCUGCCCUGCUGGCUCUUCCACCUACACUGGCCCAGGGCAGCUCUGUGUGUUUCCCUUUUACUGCCCCGUGGGCAGUGCCCAUCCACGUGCAUGCCCUGGGGGCUCUGAGGCCCUGAAUGGAACUGGCCUUAGGGUCUCCAAGGAGACUUGCUGCCGCCUCUGUGAAGCAGGCACCUACCGCAGCCAGGCCCUGGAUUCCCAAACCUGUCAGCCCUGUCCCCCUGGAUUCACCUGCCACCAGGUGAGCAUGUUGGAGCCUGUCCUGGGAAACAGGACAAACUACAGCCUGGUGUAUGAGCAAUGCUGGAUAUGCAGCUCUGUGUCUACUGAGAAAGAUGGAAGUGUGUUGUGUAGUGUGCCCAAAAGACCAAGGGUAUUGUUGCUUGGGGGGUGGGAGGGAACAGAGAGUUACCACAGCCACCCCUGCCCAGUGGGGCACUACUGUCCUGCUGGGACUCACAGCCCCAGGCCCUGCCCAUUGGGAACGUUUAGAAACAGCAGCCAGGCAGGAGCAGCUGGAGAGUGCUUGCCAUGCCCUGCAGGCACCUUCAGUGCCCAACCUGGCCAGGCUGGCUGCCUCCCCUGUGGGAGCUCUGCUUUCUCUCCACCCGGUGCCUCCAGCUGCAUGUGUCGGGGCCUGAACAGGGUCUUCCAGAAGUCAGAUGGUUUCUGCAUCUGCCAGGCAGGACAUGAGUCCUAUAGCAGAAGGGGCCUGGAAAGUGAGGAGAGCAACGGUGAUGAAGAUUGUCAGCCCCAGGUGGCAGAGCGAUGCUGGGUUGGAGAAGUUCGCCUGGCUGCCACCCGCAAGUGUGUGACCCCACAACUGCAUGACUGCUCCUCCUUCUGUCACCCAGUGGGUGGAGAGCUCAGUGCUGAACUGAGCAUCUGCCAGUGCCAGGAGUAUGUCUCAGCUGAAGAGCUCUGUGAUGCCCAGUGUCUGGCCAGGGCCCCCCAGCUUGCCCUGGCCUGGGGUUCCAGCAGACAGCUGAUCCUCAGUGUGAAGAGCGAGACAGGAGACAGUGACCAGAGUGAAAUAGUGAGCACUCUGGGUCCAGACCAGUUCUUCCAAGGGAACGCCAGGGUCCAUCUGAUCCAAUGUGGCCCCCAUGGCAUCUUUGGCUUUGUCAUCUCCAGAGUGGACAUGCUUGGCUCCUUCCUCCUUGGACCACCUGUAUCCCAGCCCUGGCUGCAAAGGCAUCAUCGGACUACAGGACCGGAACACUCUGUCCCUCAUGACCCCCACAUCCAUCCCCAUAUUCCAAAUCCAGUGGUCUGCCUGGCAGAGGGGGAUGUGAUUCUUUUCCAGCUUCAUAUUCUUCCCCACAAUCGCUCAGCCAGCCACUAUCCUGUGUACCAGGUAAUCUCAGCUAAGCUGUCUGGGAACUUGGAGGGGCCACGGUUCCUCAUGUGUAAGACAGAGCUGGGGAGGCACUACAAGGACCAGAGGAGGAUGGGAAGCCACCAACUGUGUGGGAGGUUUGCCCACCAGUUCCUAGAUCCAGGUACAUAUGUGUUUCGAGACAAUGGGCUGCCUGAAAGCUUCAUGGUGGUGUUGGUGAAGAAGAAAGGAGUGGCCUGCAGUCCCAGUCUAUCCCCUGUACAGCCCUCCUCCCCAUAUCAGCUUACCAGGCACGGGGUCCUCAGGCGGAGGCUGCCAAACCUGGGCCCAGACUGGGCAGUGAUCACAGGAGUGCUGCUAGCUAUUGGCUUAGCAACCAUGCUGCUGACAGGCCUUAGCCUCAUACUGAGACCGCCGCUAGCCCAGGCCUGCCCUAUGAGGACUUGGAGGCCCCAGUGGAGGGGACUUGGAGGGCCUCAUGUGCCCACUGAGUAUGUGACCCUCAGGGACAGCUUUCUAUCCUAUGAAGAUCUUAGUCCUUGGGACUCUGAGGAAGAAGCGGAUUCCAAGAAGACAGCCGUUACCUGGGGCACAGGAGAGCCACUCCCUGUGAAGACCCUAGAGGACUUCAGCAUCCGUACUCUCUACGACAAGCUUGAGGACCAGAGCCUGCAUGUGGCGGCCCAACUGAACAAGCACCGGAGCGAUGCCCUGGCUUUCUACAGAGGCGCCAGCCAGCAGCUCCAGGGCCUCAAGGACAUUCUGCAGCACUUCAGCGCAACUGAGCAGCAUGUUCUGGGGAGGGGCGGAAACCUAGAAAUGGAGGUCACAGCUGCUACCAGGACAGCCACUGGGCUGAGCAAGGAAUCUUGGGGCCGCCACACUGCAGCUUCACUCAGGGAGCCCUGGCAGCAUCCUCUAGGCUGCACCACCAGUGUCUCACCCCUGGGCUUGCAGCCAGAGCUUGACAGAGUGAUCGUGGCCCUGGCAUCAGCACUUUCUCAUGCAUGUGGGCAACCAACUGGGGCCAGCAGAAAGGCCUCUCGUCAAGUUGGUGAACAGACUCUCCCUACUUAUCAACAAGACUCUCACCUGGCAAGUAACAUGACCCUGAAGCCACAGCCUCUGCCCUUGGAUGAAGAGCACCAAAGUACAAGAUUCCAGCAGGACUUGGGACCUGGACAGCUCCCUCAGUCUGCCACCGAAGGAGGAGAUAAAAUGAGCCCAAGUUCUAUGUUGUGGAUCCUCACAGCUGGACACAGGCACAGAGCAUUUCCUGAGCUGCAGAGAAAGAUUUGGCAGGUGGAAGAUACUUUGGAUGAGAUGAACAAAGAGUUCUUCUGGCUCACUGCUCAAGCCCUGGAGCUCCAGAAGGAAAAAGACAAACCAGCACAACUGCUCCCCAGUGAAGGCAAUACAUUUGUGGAGGUUCCCAGCAUCUUCCCUUGUGAGUGGCAAGAAGAAAGACCCUACCCAGUGGAGGCAAGUGGCCCAGAAGGAGACAAUCUGGGGACCUGGGCCCUGAAGAGUGAGCAGCCCCUGAUGCUGGGAGUUAGAAGAGCCCACCUGGCUCAGAGGAUUGAAGACCUGGAGUGGGAGCUGUCCCUGCUCCUCCAGGUGACAGAUGGCAGUGUGUGUGUCGGAGGGAGCUGGCCUAGCCUGGGGAGACACUGAGUCACACAGGAUAUUGCGGUGGCCAUCUGUAGGAGUGCCUUCUCCACAGAGAACAUUACCUGGUUAAUCAGCUCAUUCCUGAUAGGAAGGAGUGGGUGUCUAAGGGGCCACAAGCCUAAAGCAUGUUCUCAGUUUUAUGACAUGCUUCUUUUGGGUAAUACCCAAAUUUCUUUCAGAGCCUAAACCUUGGCUUGUGCAGAUUUCUGUCUGCCAUCUUUGGGGUAAGGGAAAAUAAAGUUAUACAGGUUGAGAAAAUUGA
This is a messenger RNA of Mustela lutreola (European mink), 10645 nucleotides long. Its product is annotated as SCO-spondin-like. The record is from RefSeq and is a predicted model, not a curated record. Gene Ontology annotation, molecular function: protein binding. The coding region runs from base 940 to 10386 and encodes 3148 amino acids. The transcript is spliced from 66 exons. NCBI's taxonomy places the organism in Eukaryota, Metazoa, Chordata, Mammalia, Carnivora, Mustelidae.